GUUUGUGCAUUAGUAGCACAAUUUGUAACUUAUUUACAUUCGUUUAUACUUACACUUGUAUGUUGACUUUGAGGUUUUAAGUUUUUGGCGGCGUUUCAGGUCCCGAAGUGAACAUAAUUGUACACUCGCAAACUCCAUUAAAAACUAGGGCUGAGGGGCUGACGUUGCAAACUUCCCUUGCUUAGCUAAUCAUUUGGACCGACUACAAAUAUUGCCGCGGGGAUUCCCCCAAAGCAUGAGGCCGAGGGUAAGUGUGUCUUUUAUGAGUUUGAAACACAGCCAAGCUAGCAAGCGCACACAUUUUCUUCAAGAAAUGUUCCUUUCUAGUUGGCAAUGGGCGUAAGGAAAGCGAGAGUACUGUACUUGUGUUCCCGAKGGACUUCAAGUUGUUGAUCAACGAAAAUGACUCGUGGUUGUUUGUCAUCGUGAAGAAUACCGGAUCGUUGGAAAACAUUGAUAUUCCUGUAGCCUACUUUGUUACCCCUCCAAACGUGGAUGUGAGAUAUCUGACGCACAUUUAAAACAUCGAGCGCACAGGUUACCGAAUGGAGAUGGAUUUCCAAAGGCUGCUAUUGCGGGUGGAACAAGCCCUGAGCAGUGAAGAAGUACAAGCACUUGCAUUUCUUUGCAAAGAUCUGCUUGAGAAAGACUGUAGCUCAGUGCCCACAGCAAGUAAACUCUUCUCUCUUCUGACGGAACAAGAACUGUUAACCCCCGAUCAGCUUUACUUGCUUGCUGAUCUACUAUGCACCAUCCAGCGCCACAGCUUGAUGCAAGAGCUUGGCCUCAACAACCAGCUUCCAACAACCAGCAGCCUCAUCUCUCCUUAUAGAAAGCUGCUGUAUGACUUGUCAGAGAACACCACUGAAGACGAGUUGAGAGAGAUUAAGUUCCUAUUGGUUAACAUACUCCCUCGUAGGAAACUGGAGGACAACGUGACUACCUUGCAAGUAUUCCUGGAAAUGGAGAAAAUUGAUAUUUUGAGCGUUAUAAAACUAAACAUAGUUGAAAGUAUAUUUGGAAGUGUCUGCCCCAUGUUGAAAACAAGAAUCAACCAGUUUAAGACACGGCAGGGGCCAGUAAACCAAAAAACAGGGGUGGGAUUGUUAAGACCAAGGUCUUCUUCUGCAUGUCUUCCAGAAAACCAGGCUGUCUCCAUGCUUCCAAGGAGACCUGUGUCAUGUGGACUAUCAGUCGAACAACGUGGACAUUCUGACACGAUGUUCUUUCCCUCUUCGUACUUCUCUUCAGCUUCACAGCCUUCAACUGAGGUGUCCACUCUGAAUCCAGCUGACACCGCUCUGGAUGUUCGGAGGGUCUCAGAUACAGCGGAUGCAGUACUUUCACAUAGGCUGGGUCUCCUAAGUACCAGUGGGGACAACGAUGCUGCUCUCAGCCAAGAGAAUCACCAUGUUUCAUCCGUACCCUCAUGUGGACACCAUAAGAACUUUGACCCUGCAAAUCGUCAGACAGGAAACACCACAAAAGAGGAAGUGGGAGAAUAUGCCAUGACAGGACGAAAGAGAGGUUACUGUCUGAUAAUUAACAACUACAACUUCAAAAAUUCUCCAAAACUCCUAAACAAUAGAGAGGGAACACAGGUUGAUGAAAGCAGUUUGGUGAGUGUGUUUGAGUGGCUGGGCUUUGAAACGCAGAUUGAGCCAGACUGCAGCCGGGAGCAGUUACUGUCUCUAGUUGCAGAGCUCCGCAGUCGUGACCACAGCCAGAUGGACUGCCUGGUGUGCUGCGUUCUGAGCCACGGGCUGGAGGGAUGUGUUUAUGGGGUGGAUGGGCUGAAGGUCAGAGUCAGGGAGCUCACAAAGCCCUUCUCUGGACUGGAGUGCAGCUCACUGAGGGGAAAGCCCAAACUGUUCUUUAUCCAGGCCUGUCAGGGCAUCAAGGAACAACAGCCAGUGUUCAUCCAGUCCGAUUGCCCAGGCGCUGAUGGCUCUACUACCACCAGCUCUAUCUGCACUGAUGCAGUUGUACCCAGAGACUCCAUUCCCUCUGAUGCCGACUUCCUUCUGGGCAUGGCCACCGUCCCUCACUUUGCCUCGUUCAGAGACAAGAGGCAGGGCACUUGGUUCAUCCAGUCGUUGUGCCAGAACCUCAUCAACAUGGUUCCCAGUGGGUAUGACUUGCUGUCCAUCCUGACCAAGGUGAACGAUGAUGUCAGCAGUAAGAGUGAUAACCAUGGCACCAGGAAGCAGAUGCCCCAGCCUGCAUACUCACUCAGGAAGAGGCUGGUCUUUCCCAUCCCAAAAGACCCUCCUCCGAGACUACACCUCCCAGAAUACACCUCCCCGACUACGUGAGCGACAAAUUUUGGCUUGAGAGCACUAGAGCAGAGGGGUUUAAAUCUGGUCCUUAUACUUUCCCACCAAAUCAGGGACUGAUUCAGACACUAUAUGUGUAGACUCACCAACAAUAUAUACACCCUCUGGGAUCACUCAGGUAGAAGGUGCAGGUUUACAUUUUGUUUUAUACCUCGCUCUGUUUUAUUUACAGUACCAGUCAAAAGUUUGGACACACCAACUCAUUCCA
Molecule: messenger RNA, 2544 nt
Organism: Salvelinus sp. IW2-2015
Lineage: Eukaryota; Metazoa; Chordata; Actinopteri; Salmoniformes; Salmonidae
Product: caspase-8-like
Biological process (GO): regulation of apoptotic process; proteolysis
Molecular function (GO): cysteine-type endopeptidase activity; protein binding
Source: RefSeq, a predicted model, not a curated record